AUGAUCCUAAGGACAGCCUUCGGCUUCCUAUGCCAUUCAGGAAUUCUCACUGCAGCCAGUCUGUCGGGCACGUCUAGCUCGAUCGAAAACUGCUCCGAAUUUACCGCAUCCCUAUCAGAUCUCCCCACAGGAAGCAACAUCUUGAAGUCCACCUUCGUUCCAGCCAACUCUCUUACUGUAGACGGCACCAACAACACUCUGCCGUUUUGUCGCAUCCAUGGCAAUGUCGCCUACACAGCCAACAACACCGUCAACUUUCAACUAUGGCUGCCGUCUAAAGAUGAUCACAAUGGAGAUUUCCUAGUUGUAGGAAACGGCGGACUGGGCGGCUCCAUGAUGGAGGACUGGAUGAUGAAGCACCUGCAUCUCGGCUUUGCCAUUGCUGCCGGUGACGCAGGACAUCGUGUAGCCGACAACGGCGGGGAAGUAACUGCGCGUCCUGGGCUUGACCUACCCUUCAUGCAUGAUCCAGACCAGCUCCUCGCCUGGAUCAGGAAUGGGGUCGCUGCGAUGACGCCAGCCGCACGACAAGUAGCCGACGCCUUCUACCAACCGCAGACCACCAAAAAGGCUCUUUUCUACGGGUGCUCCACCGGAGGCGCGCAGGCAUAUGCGCUCGCGCAGUACCACCCGGAGCUCUUUGACGGCAUCGUCGCGUCCUGUGCAUUGGACUCCUUCUCUCGCCUUAUGAUAGCGUUUCUGUGGAGCCGCGAAAAGACAAAGGGCAAGGCCGAGUUGUCUCUGAACACGUUAAAAAUGAUCAGGCGUGAGGUGUUGGACAAGUGUGAUGCCCUGGACGGCGUCGUCGAUGGCGUCGUUGAGAACCCGCUAGCCUGCGAUUUUGACUACCGCACCCUUGCCUGCGUCGACUCCCAGGGCCCUCCGUCUCGCUGCCUGACCCCAGCUCAGAUGAAGGCAGUCGAGGCCUUCUCCAAAGGACCCAGAGAUGUCCGCACCAACGCUACCAUCUAUCCGGGAUUCCCUGUAUCGACCGAGACGGAAUGGGAUCUCCAACCGGCUUGGCUGGUAAACAUUUUCGCCACGCCCCUGAUGCAGAAUCUCGUCUUCAAGAAUCUCACAUGGGACCCGGACACGUUCGAUUUUGGUCAAGAUGUCGACAGAGUCCAACGCGAGGCGGGUGAAUUUAUCGAUUCCAUCAGUCCCGACCUGUCGGCCUUUCGCAAGGCCGGUGGCAAGAUGAUUGCCAUCCAAAGCUGGGCCGACCCGAUGGUGGGGUCGAUGCAUGCGAUCGACAAGCUAAAGGCGGUCGAGGAGAAGCUUGGAAACGGCCAGGGGGUCGGUGAUUUCUUCAGGCUGUUCAUGGUGCCCGGUGGUGGACACUGCACCUCGGCCAGGACCUACCCUCAGGUGCCAGGAAACUGGCACUCCACAGAGGCUUUGGCGGCCUGGGUCAAGUCUGGAACACCGACGGAGGAGAUAUUAGGCACCGAUCCUGCAGAUGCCAGUAAGAAGGGCAAGACAAUCAAGCUGUGUCCGUGGCCCAAGACGGCCAAGUUUGUCGGGGGUAAUCCGGAUGAUUGGACCUCUUUCAACAUAAACAAGCAAAUUUCCGGUUGAUUUUGAGGUCUAAUGUGGAAGCUCGUCAAUAACUGCCCGGUCAUCG
Messenger RNA from Pyricularia grisea, 1624 nucleotides. RefSeq lists its product as uncharacterized. The coding region runs from base 1 to 1578 and encodes 525 amino acids. Lineage: Eukaryota; Fungi; Ascomycota; Sordariomycetes; Magnaporthales; Pyriculariaceae. The record is from RefSeq and is a predicted model, not a curated record. The transcript is spliced from 2 exons.